UCGGCAGACAGGUGAGCCAGGCGACCAAAGGAACCAUGCUCCCAGUGUUUUCGGGAAAGUUAUGCCAGUUUCUCAGCGUAACUCGGUUCCCUUCUAUCCUAUUCCUUGGAGUUAUUUAUGUAGCCUAUGUCCUUGUUGGAGGGCUGAUCUUCUGGAAACUAGAAGGAUGGUAUGUGUUGCAACAGAUUGAUCUCCUGAAGGAGAAAAGAAUGAAACUACUUGAGAAGUACCCAUGUGUGGGUCAGAAUGGGCUCCGAGAACUAGCAGAGAUGAUAAAAGCCGCUUCCCUGAGUGGCUUGAGUCCAGACAGCAAUGACACCGCAGAUGGCUUCUGGAAAUUUACCAGCUCAUCUGUGUUUGCGGCAACUGUGGUCACAACUAUUGGCUAUGGGAAUAUAAUUCCACUGACAACGGCUGGUCAAAUUUUCUGUGUGUUGUUUGCUCUUUUUGGCAUUCCUUUGAAUGUAGUGAUCUUAAAUAGAGUUGGAAAAUACAUGUUGGCCAUUGAGAGGAAUUUUUGCAAUUUUCUGGAGAAAAAAAUUGAUAGAGGGAAAUGUGUACGAAUAUCCAUUCACAGUAUAUCCUUUGUGAGUUCAGCGUUCCUGUACUUUGUGGUUCCUAUGCUGCUUUUUAAAGAAUAUGAGGGAUGGAGUUAUGCUGAAGCUAUUUAUUACUGUUUCAUAACACUCAGCACUAUUGGAUUUGGAGAUUAUGUUGCAGAUCACAACCCAGAGAUAAACUACCCAGAGUGGUACAGUUGUCUGAUGGCAGUCUGGAUAUUCUUUGGUCUGGCUUGGCUUGCUCUUCUGAUCAAUCACUCCAUUGAUUUACUGGAGAGUCUGAAUGCUUACAUGAGAGGAAGGCAGAAUGCAGAAACACAAGUGGAGGAGUCCAAAGAACAGCCAGAAAAAGGACUGAAAGGGGAAGAAACAUGAAACAUGAAAAAUGAAAUUAACAGUGGUAUGAAAAACAGAAGGGUGUCUGGUGUGAAUAAUACUGUAUCUACUCAACAUAAAACAAUAUAUGGUUAAUUAUUAAGUUAAAUACUCAAUGUUUAAAGUAUCCUUUAAACUCAUAGUAAAACUGAUAGAAUUCAAAUCAUAGUUUCUCUUAAAAACUGAAAUGUUUUGAUUACCAAACAAACUUUAUGGUUAAAACAGUAAUGAUAUUUGAGCAUCACUUGUCUGUUUGACAAUAUUUGGGUUGAAAAUUUCGCUCAGUUUACUUCAAAUUAACCGCUGUCACACCACAAACCAACUGUAAACUAAAUUAGAGGCCUGUAAAACUUACAGUGAGUUUAUGUAUUAUAUAACACCAUCAUUACACACAUUAGUAAUAUUACAUAUGUGAUGCAAUCUAGAAAAACCCAACACAAUGUGAAAUGUUAUCUUUACCUUUUUCAUAAGGUGAUACCAUAUGAAAGGUGGGUUCAAGCCCUUUCCAAAACUAUUUUUAUUUUGUCCAUAGCUUGAAUAUAACCAAAGUUGUGGCUAUCUUAAAUUGGCUGAUAACCAUCACUUUCAGGAAUGGACGGCUUUCACUUUCACUUCACGGGGUUUAUCGAAAGCUGUCUGUCAAUUCAGGAGCGCUAUACUGAAUCAUUAAACAUACAGACUAAGGUCUGUUUUCCAUUGUUUAUCAUGGGCAUAGACUCUGAACUUUUGAUCAUCCCGUGUAUGUUUAGACAGCACCAAUAGUGUACCUAGUAGUUUACAUUUAGAAAAGCGAACACAGUGCAACUGUUAGUGCACUGUGCAUAAAACAGACUCAUCAGACUCCUCCUCUUUAGUAACUUCAUCAUCCGAUCCUUUAUCUCUGGAUGUGAAAUAGUCCAUUAUAACAUUGUUUAGGGCACUGACAUCACCAAGAUUGAGCAGAUUUAGAUGAGUAAGAUCGUUUAAGUGAGCAGCUACAGUACUUCAGACUGCGUUGUUGCGCUCCGCCAUAUCACGAUAAAAAAAAAAAAAAAAAAAAAAAAAAAAA
Messenger RNA from Labeo rohita (rohu), 1983 nucleotides. RefSeq names its product potassium channel, subfamily K, member 17 (gene kcnk17). Gene Ontology annotation, biological process: potassium ion transmembrane transport; stabilization of membrane potential. The record is from RefSeq and is a predicted model, not a curated record. The coding region runs from base 36 to 935 and encodes 299 amino acids. NCBI's taxonomy places the organism in Eukaryota, Metazoa, Chordata, Actinopteri, Cypriniformes, Cyprinidae. Gene Ontology annotation, cellular component: membrane. The transcript is spliced from 5 exons. Gene Ontology annotation, molecular function: potassium ion leak channel activity.